ACCACUUCUUAUGCAGAUUGUUUGUGUGGUGGGUUUUAGCAAAUUCGGCCCAUUGUUCACAAAGAUUGCGUUCACUGUAGCAGUUCAUUCAUUCAUAGUUGUUCACAUUACAUGUAAUUAUGUGUGGACUUUAAGCAGCAAAUGAACCUCGUAAGUUAUAAUUCUAUCCUUUUGACGCAUUUACGUUCAUUCUAACUCUUCCCUCGUUUUGAAGAAGAAAGUCCAUGGGUGUGGGUUGACAAUUGUCCAUGUUCAACUUGAACGCGUUGAAUGACAGAUGAUUAACAAAUCACAGAAAAGCCUAACCUUAUCCCAGGCGAAAAAUCAAACAUACCUUCAACAACCACUCGGAGUGAUAUGCUCUUACAAUUUACUUCGACGUUCCCGGAAACUCAAUCAGGAAAAUUGAAGCCUCCCCACAACUUUCCCAAUAAACACUAACAUUUUUCUUGACAUUCUCAAAGGAAACAAAAUGGAGAAUUCAACUCAAGAAUCCCACCUGAGAUCUGACAAUUCCAUAAGCUACGAAUCACCCUACCCACUUUACGCCAUGGCCUUAUCUUCCAUGCCCUCCCGCAUGAAUCUCAACCACCAACGCAUCGCUCUUGGUAGUUUCAUCGAAGACUACCCUAACAGAGUCGACAUAAUCUCCUUCGACCCAGAAACCCUUUCCAUCAAAACUCACCCAACUCUUUCGUUCGACCACCCUUACCCACCCACAAAACUCAUGUUUCGGCCCAAUGGAAAAUCCCCUUCCUCUUCCUCGUCGGAUCUUCUCGCUUCAUCCGGCGACUACCUCCGUCUCUGGGAAGUUCGAGAAACUUCAAUUGAACCUUUCUCCGUUUUCAACAACAGUAAAACCAGCGAGUUUUGCGCCCCGUUAACUUCAUUCGAUUGGAACGAUGUUGAACCCAAGAGAAUUGGGACCUCCAGCAUCGACACUACAUGUACUAUUUGGGACAUUGAAAAGGGCGUCGUCGAAACCCAAUUGAUCGCUCACGAUAAAGAGGUUUACGACAUUGCUUGGGGUGAAGCUAAAGUUUUUGCUUCCGUUUCCGCUGAUGGAUCCGUUAGGAUUUUCGAUUUAAGAGACAAAGAGCAUUCCACGAUUAUUUAUGAAAGUCCUCAACCCGAUACCCCUUUGUUAAGAUUAGCUUGGAACAAGCAAGAUUUGAGGUAUAUGGCUACGAUUCUUAUGGAUAGCAAUAAAGUUGUGAUUUUGGAUAUAAGGUCACCCACAAUGCCGGUAGCUGAGUUGGAGAGGCAUCGAGCAAGUGUCAAUGCAAUUGCCUGGGCUCCUCUGAGUUGUAAGCAUAUUUGUUCUGCUGGGGAUGAUACUCAGGCGCUUAUUUGGGAGUUACCUACGGUGGCUGGACCUAAUGGGAUCGAUCCUUUGUCUAUGUACUCGGCCGGGUCCGAAAUUAAUCAGUUGCAGUGGUCUGCUGCUCAACCUGACUGGAUUGCAAUUGCUUUUUCUAACAAAAUGCAGCUUCUUAAAGUUUGAGGUUCUAAAUUGUAUUUUCCUGCUCAAAAUAUGUUAGUCUCAUUUUUGUUGCAUAGAAUGCUUAAGCUUUUAUUGCUCCAUUAGUUAAAAGUGUAGAAUCAGUUUUGUUGAAGCCUGUUAAUUCUGUUAGUACUAUGAAGUCUAUGGUGAAAUUCCUUUAAAUAAUUAAGUUAAUUUCCAGAGACUAAACAAUGCCUCUAAAAAAUGUUUAAGUUGAUGUUUAAGUUUGGCUUGUUUGAUGCUUGGCCUUGAUAUGCCUUUUUUAGUACAGGUGAACAAAAGUUAAUAUUAUUUUCGUGGGAUGAAGUUUUGGAAUAGAAUUUCACCAAGCCUUUUAGUGACCAGAUUAAUGAUGAACUUCUUGUUAAAGAAUUUAAGUUAACAUGAGAUUUUCUAACCAAGAAAAGAAUUGAGGAAGAGAGUAAGUCUGAAUAACCUUUACUUUGUUUUGGUUUCCACUUUCCAUCUGGUUCAAACUUAUGGUUUCUGAAUUUAUUAUGUAUGUAAACUAAUUUUAUCUGGGUUUCCUCUUUCCAUCUCGUUCAAACUUAUGGCUUCUGAAUAGUUAUGCAAACAAAUUUUAUCCGGUUUAAAAGGCAGUUCAUAUCACUUGCCCUGGUUUUACACGUGUGUAUGUAUGCGCACACAUGCCUGUUCAUCACAUGAUAGCCGGUAACUAGGCCAACUUUCAUCUAACAUAUAUUUUCAGGGUGAAGUAACAGUUUCCUUAAUCUAGAUCAAAAAGGAAAAGUUUCAGUCUUCUAGGUACCUUGUUGACUAAAGCAGAAAGCUUUCAUCUGGAAAAUUGAUAAAACCAUGGAGGUGGCACAUGUUUCUAAAUCAAUGAUGUGGUAAAAUCUUUUCCAUUCGUGGGCCUAGACUUAGUAAAGCCAAUUAUUUGCUGGAAAAUUGUUAAAUCUCAUUAUGUGCUACUAUGCUGGAGUAUUAGUAGAUUAUGAGAGGCAGACUCCAAAGAUCGAGUUGCCCAAUAUGUUGCAAGCUAUGUUGCUUUUACUUUGUUUAUGUAUUUGAAGAAUUUAAGGUUAUUAUAAAUUACACGUAGCAGAUUUUACUGAAAAGAAUUACUUUAUAGAGCUUUUUUUUUUUUUAAAUAGUACUUUAUAGAGCUUGUUAUUUCUGUCAAAAGACCAAAAAAAUUUACUUAUGGGGUGAGAAUGUUGUACAUAAUAAAUAUAAUUAGACAUUUCAUUUACUGUAUCAGUGUGACUUGCUCAGAUCCCUUACAGCACAAUGAAGACAUGUAAGCUAAUAAAAAUAUUUUUGCAUUUUAGUAUUUUACACUUUUUUGGACAGUGAAUCUGAUUCAAUGGGAAUUGCCCAUCAAACCCUCAUGAGGGUGGUUUAGUAUUUGAUCGAGGAAUUAUUGAGAUUCCUUCUUUAGGCAUUUAGCUUCUUAAUCAUUGAUAGUAAGUUAUAUUUUCUGAUUGGUUGUCUACAGAUAAUUCUUUCCUUGUAUACCUUCAUGAAAGCCAACUCCAUUGAAGUAUCAUCCACUCCUGCCAUAGAACCUAUAUACUCCAAUGGAACGCUUUAGUGGUUGAGUUCCCAUCAGCGGCUGAAAGAACAAGUGCUAUUUUUGUAGUAUUUGUUGUAGUAGGAGUACCACCUCCUGUUUGGUGAAAUAUUCAUAACUUGAGGGCUCAAUAUUGAAUGAUCACUGCAACAGGUGUGCAGGGAGCCUCUACGUGUUUAGAACUGUGGCUAAUUUUUAAAUCUGGUUUUAAAAAUCCUGUGGAACGUGUUUUGGGAAAAUGUGAAAAUUGUAAUUUCUUUCUAAUGGUGUAAGAGAGGGGAAAGUCUUGUCAUGACGGCAAUGCACGAUGUGCAAUCGUAGCUCCAAAGAGGGAACUGAUCCAUAAUUUAAACCAUAAUUUUUUAUCUGAAAUAUUAUGGCUUGAAAUUAAGCCUUUCUUAUACGAUUUCAUCACGUAGGUUAAGCUUGAGCAUCUGUAUCUGGAUACCUCCUUAUUUGCAGUCAAUGCUUUAAAGGAGGAAAUUUGUUGCUUCUAUAUUUAAAUUAUUUCUUCGUUUCUGCAACAAAUUAACCAAAAUGAGUCGUGAUAAGGCGGAAAAGAAAUCUGAAUUAUGAUUUGAUAAUCGUUUUCCUGUAUUCUUUCUUUCACGGACUUCUACAUAAGCAGUUGAUUAGUCUCCAGGGCAACACCUAAUUGCAUGCCGAGCCUGAAUGACUUUUAAGAGUUUGGUUCAAGGCAAUGGUGACAGAGAUCGUCUACCAAAUCAACUACUCUUAUGAAAAAGUCUCCAGGAAAGUCUUGGCCCCUAGAAAAAUUUUUCUUUCUCUAACAAAAGUACAAAAUCACCUGCCUGCCAACUUCACGGCUGCAUUUGACAAAUAGUAUCCCCUAGAUAGAUGGAGUUAGUAGCCCUGAGCUACUAGCUACUGACUUGAUCUCGUGUAUUCAUCGAGCAGAGUUAUCAAAAGCUUUUCAAUUUUUUUUGUUUUGUCAUUAUUUUCAACUAGUUUCUUUAACAGAUAAGAUAUCCUGAAUUCUUUAUAUGGCCUUAAUUAAAUUGAUUGUCGGCUAUUGGCCGAAAAAAUGAUUGUCGGCUGACUAAUUCAAAUAUUAAUGCAACGAGGUUCCCUACAAAGGACGCAAAGGAUUUCGUGCUACUGCAGCCAAUUUCCAGACAAAGCACAUCGAUCCAGGACCUUCUGAGGUUCUGCUUCGUUUGUCUACUCCACUUGCUCGUAAAUAAAUUAACCAAUCAUAACAUUAGUCGUGUUUUGAACUUUUAACUUGAUUUUUUUUAAUCUUUUA
Messenger RNA from Durio zibethinus, 4305 nucleotides. NCBI's taxonomy places the organism in Eukaryota, Viridiplantae, Streptophyta, Magnoliopsida, Malvales, Malvaceae. The record is from RefSeq and is a predicted model, not a curated record.